AUGAAACCACAAGUACUUUUCAUCGGUGAUUUGAAUAAAUCAUUGCCGCAAUACGAUGAGUUCACCAAAAAAUUCGAUUGCAUUGAAUAUGAAUUAACUACACUCGAGCAAUUGAUCGAAGAUUUCAAGACCAAAUUUCAAAAUGUACAAGCUAUCUAUGGGGCAUGGUUAGGGUUCUUUCUACUCGGGGGAUUCCGCAAUGAGGUGCUCCAGAAUUCUCCCUCAAGCCUUAAAGUGAUUUCCAUCUGUUCGGUUGGGCAUGAUGGGUAUGAUGGUAAAGAAAUGGCUGAAAAAAAUAUUAUUUUGACUAAUGUUCCCUCGGACGGUGCUAGCGAACCGGUAGCGGAAUUGGUGUUAUACAAUGCUUUGUUGAGUUUCAGAAACUUCAAGAUCUUUCAGGAUAAUUUUUCAAAAGACACCAACAAUACAGUGCAGAUCAGAAGACAGUUAGAAACGGCAAGUUUCAAGUCCGAUAGUGGAACAACCACCUUAGGGGAGAAGAAAAAUUAUGCGUUUGGACAUUACGCCAUUAAUAGGUCUAAUUUAUCUCCACGAAACCAUAAUGUGAUAAUUGUAGGGUUUGGUAAAAUUGGGCAAACAAUUGGAAAGCGCUUGGCUGAGAUCGGUAUGAACAUUCAUUACACCAAAAGAUCGAAAUUGUCGCAGGAAGAAGAAGCACAAGUACCAUAUCCAGUUACAUACCACAAAACUUUAACAGACACAAGAGAUAUUGCCGACUUGAUCGUCGUUGCAUGUCCAGGAACACCAGAAACUAAACACAUGAUUAAUAAAGAAUCGAUUGACGCAUUCGCUAAGCCAAUCAGAAUUAUCAAUAUAGGUAGAGGUACGGUCAUUGAUGAGCAGGCACUUGUGGAUGGCUUAAAAUCUGGCAAAGUGGUAUUUGCUGGCUUAGACGUCUUUGAAGACGAACCAAGAGUUCAUGAGGAAUUGUUCGGGAGACAAGACGUAGUAUUGACCCCGCACAUCGCUGCUUCAACCGUCGAAAAUUUUGACCAUACAGCGAUUAUGGCCAUGAAGAAUAUAGAAAAUGUCUUAUUAGAGAAUGGCAAUGGUAUUAACAAAGUUAAUUAG
This is a messenger RNA of Debaryomyces hansenii CBS767, 1092 nucleotides long. RefSeq lists its product as uncharacterized. Gene Ontology annotation, cellular component: cytosol. The coding region runs from base 1 to 1092 and encodes 363 amino acids. NCBI's taxonomy places the organism in Eukaryota, Fungi, Ascomycota, Pichiomycetes, Serinales, Debaryomycetaceae. The record is from RefSeq and is a predicted model, not a curated record. The transcript has a single exon. Gene Ontology annotation, molecular function: NAD binding; glyoxylate reductase (NADPH) activity; hydroxypyruvate reductase [NAD(P)H] activity.